Molecule: messenger RNA, 1923 nt
Organism: Spinacia oleracea (spinach)
Lineage: Eukaryota; Viridiplantae; Streptophyta; Magnoliopsida; Caryophyllales; Amaranthaceae
Exons: 16
Coding region: 31-1320 (429 amino acids)
Source: RefSeq, a predicted model, not a curated record
CGUAGGUAAAAGACUAAGGGCGAGUGAUAGAUGGAAGAGAGCAAUUUUGGAGGGAAAAUGGAGUUGCUGAAACUCUCCAGACUCAAACUCCAGCUUCGUGCCCUAAUCUCCGAAGUCAAAGAUCUCCGAGAAAGAGAACGAUCUGCUACAGAACAACUCCAUCAUUCAAAUCAGAAACAGAAGCAAUCAGAAGAGGAAUUCGGGAGGAAAUUGAAGGGAUUGGAAUCGGAACUAGCUUCAUCAAUUGAAAUACGGCAGAAAUUAGAAAGGAAGGUGAGUUAUCUCCAGAACGACAAUGCUUUGCUUGAGAGCAAGCAAAAGGGACUGAAUGACACAAUCCAAAGCCUUCUUCAAUCAAGGGAGCAAUUCGUAAAUGCCUAUCAGGAAUCAACAUAUGAUAUGAAACGUUCAAUUGAAGCAAGAGAUCGGAAGCUCAAGUUUUUCUCAGAGAAGCUAAAGUCUCACUUGUUACUGUUUGAUGCUAUAGAAAAAGAAGCAUUAUCCGUAAAGCAAGUUGUUGAUAGUGUACGUCAUGUUGUCGAUGAGAAAGAGGAAGUAGUAAAUAGCUUAAAAAGAAAGUUUGAUAGACUUCCUGAGGCUGAGAAAGUAUUUAAAGAAAAAAUAAAUGAAAUGGAAAAUAGGCUUGGGAAAUACAAGGAUGAGCUCCAGAGAAAAGAGAAGAUUAUCUCUGAGCUAGAAGCACAGCUCGAAGCACAAAGAAUUAGUAACAAAAAUCGAACAGAAGUGGAAACUCUUCAGAAAGCUCUAUCAAAGAAGGAAGCUAUCGUACAAAAUCUAAUAUCAGAGAAGCAGGGUCUGGAAUCUGAACUGAAGAGUUUAGGUGCUGUGUUGGAGAAAAUCCAGCAUGCUUUCAGAGAUAUGAAUGAGUUGCACGGACUAGGCAUUCUUAAAGAACCUCAUCAACAUAAAAUGGACAAAGAAGCAUUCCUUUCAAUAGUUGAAAGCAAGGAGAAAAGUUUUACGAUUCCUGAAGGGGAAAUGAGAAGGAUUAAAGAUUCUAAGGUUCACACUAAGAAGGAUGCUGAAUCUCUGCUUGUUUCGGGAGGUUUUGCAGGUUGCACAGCGUCUUCACAACGUAACCCGUGUGAUACAUACCCUCUUUCCAUAGAAAUUCCAGAGACAAAUGACAAGGAGUUCCAUACCGAAGAGCCUGCUUGCUCUACAACACAGUCAGUUUGUUCAGUUCCUGAAUCAACUACUACUGCUCAAACCAAGCCCAUUACUGAAGCAAAGUAUAAAUGCACAACCACAGCUUGCCAGGCGGAUUCUGAGUGUUCUACCACUCAAUCAGAAACUUGAUUACAUCCUAGCUAAGUUCAGACUAAGGAUACCAAUCAUACCAAUACCAUGGAAGUAGAAUUGGUUGAAAGUCAUACUACAUGAUACUCUCCAACCAUGUUUGGAGCCUUCGAGGUGUGGAGCUCAAGUGCUCAACCAACAUAUCCGAGUUCAAACUUGACAUCAUGUUAAACUGUUUAUUAGGAAGUCAACACGCCCUAUUAGGCUUAAACUUCAAGAUUCUGCUCUAGUUGGCCUAUAAUCUUGAUGCUAAAUACGGUUUAUGCCAUGCUUGCGUUGGUCAAUUCUAUGAUCCAUAUGGUCAUAUGGGAUCUUCAUAUCCUUCAUACUGGGGUAAGUUAUGAGAAAUGAAAUGCAGCCCUUUCUUAAAGUGUCAUAUUCCGAAUACAAAGAAGUGUAUAUAGAAAAUCCGGCUAAUUGUCUAACUGUUAGGCGAUUAAUAGAGGUUGAAUAUCGAUAACUGGUAAACUUGAGUUGAUGUUUUUAAUAAAAUUAAUCAAAGUCAAAACAUAACAUAACAUCAUUGUACCCUCUUAAAGAGGGAACUUAGAUACGGUUCAAUUUUGAGCAGGGCUGACUUCUUGAAAUUGAGUGCUUAAUAAC